AUGAAUCUUGGAUCAGAUUCUCUUUCAACUAUGCUGGUGCCAUCGCGAGCUGCCGCGAGCAAAGCGAGAACAGCCAUCGGACGCCAGCUUACCAGCUCGCCAGAGCCCGAGGUUCCUAGGAAGCGUCAAAACACCAAACGCAAACUAGCGCGGUCGAAUUCUACGAAAUCUAUCACUGCUCCGUCCCGGGCCACACAGCCCCCUCCUCCAUCUCAGACGCCACUUCUCCACAAAGCCGCGUCCGAACAGGACGUUACCUCCGAAGAUGAAGACCUUCCAAAGAUGACUGGCCCGUUUGUGUGGGUGAGGGUUAGUCGGUCAGGCGAAAUUGCUCCUGUUGGGUCCGAGGUAGGGUCUUCAGAGAGCUUUUGGUGGCCAGGGAGCAUUAUGAGCGGAUCUUUGACUCAAGGUCCAGUCCAUGUGCAGCUAUUUGGACGUAUAUCGCCAGGAACUAGGACAGACGUCCAACUUCCGGCGCCUGAAGAUUCGCUCAUUCGCGACAUGAAGACAGAAAUGGGCUUCCUACCCUUCAAUAUGUCAAACUUCAUAUGCCAAGAUACAAAUAUCGGCAUUCAGGAGUCCUUGCCCCCAAAACUUAAGGCAGAGUUAGAAAGGCGCUUCCGAACGGCAGUGGACCGAAUGAUAGCUGCUGAAGCCAGACAGAACGACGGACUACCGUCUUCUCUCUCGUCGUAUGCUGGCGCACUAUCUCGAACGUCGAGCACCUUGAUACCUGCCAAAUCCGAAAACGGCCAACCGUCGCUAGAAGACGAUCUCUGGAUAUCCCCUUCUUGCGAUCCUUUUCUCGAUAUUCCUGGCGAACUUGUUCUUUCCAAGGACAAGAAGAGAAGCACAGAGUACUGGCCGGCUAAAAUCGAGGAAUAUAUUGCUCCUCCCAGUCGCGUAAUCAAGCCAUUAUACAGGCUGCGCUUCCUAGACGAAACUUUACUUGACCUUCCAAGGAGCAUGUUCUACACUACAGACGAGGAGGGAUUCUUCUCUUGUAAGUUAGGGAAAAUCGGAAGCGCUGUUCCAAUAAAUGCGGAUAAUAUCGAUGUCGACAUUGAUGAAUUCGACCUGACUCGGGGACCAAGUCCAGUCCCAGAAAUGCCUCCACGCCCUAAUUUUUUUGAUCUUUCCAUCCGUGAACAGUUUGCCUAUGUUCAACCGGUCAUCAAGGCCAUCCUUGAUGAUCGGUAUCCUCCUGCCAAAGAUCGCCAUGAUUCGUUCAUAAAAGGCGGCGUAUUACGCAGGACGGUACGCAAAGAGGCUCCCGGAAAGGGAAACUUGACCACCAAGGAGGUCACUGAGCUUGGCCUUGUGCUCAAUCGAUGGGCCCUGCGAGACGAGCGGUAUGCAAAGUCGGCGCGAACGGAGUCUGCGACUCUUCCGGUCACAGCCUCUUCUACGGCACCUGUCCAUGCGGUAGAGCCUGUCAGUCGUGGAGAAGUUCCAACCUAUUCAACUGAUGUCUCGAACCGGCCCUCCUCCCCUUCGCAGUCUGUCCUUUCGGACCUGACCGAUCUCACGACUUCCCCUUCAUCGCGAGCUACACUGCACCUUUCUACCGGGGCGUCCCAUCUGAGACUGAUCGAAAGUGUCCACGAAUCGCCGAGGCAGUGGGGUUGCGAAGCCUACGAAGCGCUCACCAUUCCCGACAAAAUCGAGUAUUGCCAGCUCGUACUCCUACACGAGGCUAUAUUGCAGUUGCUUCUGUGGCGAUCAGGCAAGCGCACGUCCUUGGAUCUCCUCGGUGAUGAGGAGGAGCAAGAAUUGCAUGACGUCGCCCUCAAACAGUCGGAAGAGAUCGAUUGGGUCGUCGAGAUAUACCGAUUGCGGGAGGCGGGUCUCAAAGUGAAGCCAGGAAAGACUGCCGUUGUAGUAGGAGGAACCAGAUCGAGGCCUAAGAUGUCUUCGGGUGUACGUCGUUGA
Heterobasidion irregulare TC 32-1 is the source of this 1932-nucleotide messenger RNA. RefSeq lists its product as uncharacterized. Bases 1 to 1932 code for a protein of 643 amino acids. Lineage: Eukaryota; Fungi; Basidiomycota; Agaricomycetes; Russulales; Bondarzewiaceae. The record is from RefSeq and is a predicted model, not a curated record. The transcript has 9 exons.